Messenger RNA from Peniophora sp. CBMAI 1063, 957 nucleotides. The record is from the annotation of a GenBank genome assembly. Lineage: Eukaryota; Fungi; Basidiomycota; Agaricomycetes; Russulales; Peniophoraceae.
AUGAAUUAUAUCGUCCCCUUCUUAGCCCUCAUUUUCGGCCAAGGCGCCACCGCCGAUCUAGCGAAGGGCCCCAAAGGGCCUCUGAACGCCCUGGCGACAUUUGGCGACUCCUAUACGGACAUUGUAUCAGUUGGGGACGGCGGUGCGGCUUGGCCGGUCUAUGCUGCAGGCUACGCGAACGCGACGCUGUAUCCUUUCGCCAAGUCCGGUGCCGUAUGUGAUCAGAAUCUGACACCCCGCCCGUACCCCGGCGUUGUACAAGACGAGAUCCCCACUUACCUCGCCGAAGUGCAUAACAAGAGCAUAUCUACCUCUGCAGACGAGACGCUCCAUACUCUCUGGAUAGGCACAAAUGACCUUGGACCCACCACUCUUCUGACAGGUCAGGAUGUCACCAAGAACGCGACGAUCGCAACCGUUACCGCGUGUGCUGUCAAUUGGGCGAAGACCCUUUAUGAUUCGGGCGCCCGAGUGUUACUCUAUCAAAACUUGAUCCCUCUUGACCGGACCAUUCUCUACUCGGCCGAUGGCUACCCAAACCGGUUUUGGACCUCGCCUAAGAACAGUACAGAAUGGUCGCUCUACAUGCGAGAGCUUGUAUCUGGCGGCAAUUCCAUAUCCAGACUCAUGCUCCAGGCUCUUGCAACCACUCUUCCUGGGGCGCAUAUAGGUUUAUUCGACUCACACGCUCUCUUCACGGACAUAUUAAAUAGUCCGGGAACGUACCUGAACGGAACGGCGCCGUACAAUACGACAGGUUGCGUCAACUCAUGUGUCUAUCAGGUGGACAAAGGUGAUGAAACGCCGGUGUGCACCGUCGCCACAGGCUCAGACAGCGAUAGCUUUGUUUGGCAGGAUGAGCUUCACCCGUCGGAGCAAUCGGACCGUAUCGUCGCUCGUGAAAUUGCCAAUAUCAUGGAGGGCAAGGGGAGCAAGUGGGCGACGUGGUUCAGCUGA